This is a messenger RNA of Gaeumannomyces tritici R3-111a-1, 390 nucleotides long. RefSeq lists its product as hypothetical. The transcript has a single exon. The record is from RefSeq and is a predicted model, not a curated record. The coding region runs from base 1 to 390 and encodes 129 amino acids. NCBI's taxonomy places the organism in Eukaryota, Fungi, Ascomycota, Sordariomycetes, Magnaporthales, Magnaporthaceae.
AUGGCCCUUUCCGCAGGGGCCAUCGUCGGGGUGGUCCUAGGCGUCCUAGUCCUUGCCUUUGCCUUGAUCGUGGGCCUCCGAUUCCUUUGGAUCAUUCACGAGCUCCGCAAGCCUUGGGGAAUUAGCCUUGAGCAUCUCCACGACGACAGCGAAGCGGGACAGUACACGCGCCACAUUUUCGGUCAAUACUUGGAGGCUAUCACCCCUACCAAUGAGCAGCACAUCUAUCAUUUUCGCAACGCACUCGUGGAUGAUGUGGCUACCUUUAUUAGCAACCACCUCGACUUGUCGAGGUACACCUAUGGAAAGUGCUCCGUCGACCUUGCCAAGUUCGUCGACGCCGCUGGGGAUUUGGAAGACUGGAAUAUUUUCAACGAAUACGAGGAGUAG